Messenger RNA from Anopheles cruzii, 1677 nucleotides. Its product is annotated as inhibitor of Bruton tyrosine kinase-like. The annotation marks the transcript as partial. The record is from RefSeq and is a predicted model, not a curated record. NCBI's taxonomy places the organism in Eukaryota, Metazoa, Arthropoda, Insecta, Diptera, Culicidae. The transcript is spliced from 4 exons. Gene Ontology annotation, molecular function: protein binding.
AUGAAAUUCACCAUCGACACGUACGAUUACGAGUGCACCGCCAAGUGUCGUCUCGUAAGCCAUGGCAACGCGAUCACCGCCGCGCUUACCAAGCGCUCCGUGCCGGAUAAGCAGUUGGCGGCGUUCGUUGCGAAAACGUGCCGCAACUUUGCCAACGUUCUCGACGAGUACGGGCGUUCGGCGCUCCACAUGGCGGCAUCGGUUGGCCGGGACGUGCUCGUUGAGUGGCUCAUCAAUCAGGGUGCGAACAUCGCGCAGAAGGACGCGGAAUCGGGCCACACGGCUCUUCACCGGGCGCUGUACUACGGAAGCGUAGCGGCGGCCGUACGGCUGGUGAAACACGGUGCGGCACUCGAUACGCCGGACAAAGAUUUCGUGAACCCGUUGCAGCUCUGCAGUAGCGGCAAGCGUUUGCCGGUCUGCGACACCGAGGUCGUGGUGUGGGGAAAGAACAAGAAUUACAACCUCGGCAUCCACUCACUGUGGGAGCGCGAGCGGCCCGAUUUCAUAGACUGCUUUCUGGAAGACAACAUUCGGAUCAAACGAGUUGCGAUCAGUGCGUACCACAGUGUGUUUCUUCCACCCGACUCGAAGGAGGUGUACGUGGUGGGGUUUGGCGUCGGCGGGCGCCUGGGCAUGGAUGGUGAAUACACGGUCAUCCGGCCACAAAGGUUGCCGGUCCCUGCAUCCCAGAACACGACGAUCGUUGACGUUAGUGCCGGUAAAUAUCACACCCUUCUGCUGCGCGACGAUAAUCGCAUUUUCGCCUGCGGAGAGAACAAACACUGCCAGCUGGGAAUCAGCCCACCACCGGAGAAGCAGCUAACCUUUCGGGACAUUAGCGAACGUUCGGUCCUAUACAACAACACGAUCGCACGCGUCAUCGCCAAGGACUACCACUCGAUCGCGGUGGGCAUCAAGGAGGUGUACGUGUGGGGACUGAACGGCGGUCAGUUUGGGUUGGAACGCGAUGCCCACGAUGAAGUGUUUGUGCAGCCAAAAGCGUUGGUGCUUCCGGGGAAACGGGAUGCAACGGUCGUCCUGGUGGAGUCCAGCAAUGCUGCCAUCGCGGUGUGGACGUUGCCGGCCUGCUUGUACAUUCUGUACGGCUUUAAGGUGAAAACGUUCAAAAACCCGCUAAUGGAGCAAAUCAUCCACCUCUCGGUGGCGGGCGGUGAUCUGCAGACCGCGCGCGAGGAUGUCACCCGCCAGAUGGGUGAGGUGCGCGUGAUCGUGAUCACCGUUUCGCACCUCAUCUGCAUCUGGUACGAAGAGCAGCAGCAGUUUGUGCGCUGCGUGUUCUCUCAGGCGUGCAACCUGGAGGUGGAGAACAUGAUGUGGUGCGGGGACAGUGUGCUGGUACUGCUGCUGGGCCAUCUGUACCGUGGCACGCUGACGCACCGAGUGUCGCGCUCGGUACGGUCCCAUCACAGUGGCUCGAUGAAGAUGUUCAUCCGACGGAGUGACGUAUGCGAAUCGUUGAAAACCCGCAUCGAGCUACAACGCAUUCCGAAUGUAACCCAUGUGAGGGAUUUUGUGUGCCAUGAGGGGGUCGAAAAUUAUGCGGCACUGAUCGAACACUCGCGGCGGACGUUGGAGGUGCCAGAGUGGAAGCCAGGGUGCACCGGGUUCGAUUCACUGCUGGCCGGUGCGUCCCCGGACGAUGCCGUGCACGAU